UACGAAGGCAGAAAGAAGGGGAGAGACCCUGGAAUGACCAAUACUUUUUUGUGGUGCAUCUGUUGUUUUGUAGCCUCACUCAGUCAGCAAUUCCUCGCCGUGUUUGUUGCUUUCCCGGGUAGUGUUGUUCCUGCUGCUGUUAUGGCUUUGCAACGUCAAGGUGCAAGGCGUGAAGGUGGAAUGGCGGGACAACGAACGGUUCGUACAGGCACCCUGCAAGGUCCUCCAGGAGCAAUGUCCUGCGUGCAGAUUCGCAUAGCUGAAAAGUACACGGCACCUUCUCCGGUCUCGUUGCCGCUACAUUUCAGUGCGUUUGUGCAGUCUCCUUUGGAGAAUGCGCCGGUGUACACAUUUGGCCUGGAGUCUGAUGUACUUCGUCGAGCUGAGAACCGGCGUCGAGCUGAGGAAGCAGAGCGGAGAAGUCAAGAGCAGAGAGCGCAGGCGGAGGCAGCCAGUCGUCCCGUCCCCAUGUCAACAAUCAUGCCCUCAGGCAUACUUGAGCCCGAGCGACCAGGAACAAGUCGGACCUUGUCUCAGGAGAACGACCGACGGAACAACCCAGCCAGCUGGAGUCUGCGUGACUUUGAGACACAGGCCACCGACCCCUUCGAGAUGGCCGAGCUGAAGACAAUAGACGUCAUGGCCGAGCUAUCAACGGUGUUCCCGUCGCAAGCUCCCGCUCCCGGGACCACUGCCCAGCAAGGCACGCCGUCCCCAGCCGCUGGCGCCGCCGCAACCUCUGGCGGCUCAUCACCAGUGAAUGGGGUGGCAACGCUGGGUACGGCAACGGCAUCGUCAGCCACGGCCGAUGCACGGCAGCAGCCGCAGGCAGUGCCUCGUGCCACCGCUCGACCCGCUGGUGGUGUUGCAAUGCCCGGCCUCCGAGCACCAUCGCCUAACAAUGCACUCACUACGACGGCGGUGACGACUAUGACCGAUGCGGGUGCUCCCGCAGCGGCAGCAGUAGCGAGCAGCGGAGCGGCUGGACAGGCUACGCUGUCAGCGUGUUCGAGUGGCGCCCCCGUACCGAGUCCUCGUCCCCGACCCCGACCGAGGGCGUCACCAGGAGCUAUACCGAGCUCCGGUCCUCCUCCGCCGGCAUCGAACAGCCCAGAAACGCGACAGAUGAUGCUGCCCAUGCCCCAGACAGCGACAACAACGGCAGCGGUACACCCGCCAACUGGCAAUGUCGCUGCUACAACCACCUCCCCGGCUAUGUUAUCAUCGUCCACUGGCCCCACACCGGCUAACCGCUCACCGCAAGCGCGCCCUCGUGUACCGUCACCCGCUGCCGCUGUUGCCACCGGUAACCCACAAGGUCCGCCACCAGCCUACACAGCUACAGUUUCUGGUGGUACCGCUGCGCCCAGUGUGACCGCUAUGUCAGCUGGGACUGGCGAUGCAUUCCCGCCACCGUACCCUAUGCAGCCGCCAGCGAUGCAGCCACCACCGCCCAACGAACCCAGACUGCCGGCGCGAGUAGCACCACCGCCCCCGUACAUGGCGGCCACGAACGGCGACUCUGCAUGCGGCGGUGUGACGGCAUCGGGCUACGUACACAGCGACUACGCACUACCGGACGUCUACUCGCAGCUGAAGCGCCAGGAGAAGAAGCUAGUGGACCAGCUGAAGCAGAUGGGAUUCCCGCAGGAUCGCUUGUCGCGCGCUGUCCAGCGCCUCGGGAAUGAUCAAGCCAAGGUGUUGGAGUUCAUGUUUCAGAUCAACAAGUUUGGUGAAUCGCCGCACAAUUUCCCACCGGACUCGACAGAAACGGCGCUGGUCAAUAACGAAUGCUCCGAGGAGAAGGCAUUAGCAGCCCUGAAGCUGGUCUUUGAGCUGCGGGAGAUGGGCUUUGCCGAGGCUACCAUUCACAAGGCCCUGAAGGAGGCCAGCAACAAACGCGACGCUGCCAUCGACUAUCUCAUCAGCCACGCGUGAUGCUCUCUCUUUCUGCCUCCGAGGUGAUGGUCACGGUGGUGGUGCUCGAGUGUUCCCAGCCUAGCUUGCUUAUUGUCAGGUCUCGACUACUGGGCCUGUGAGAAGGUUGGCUGCGUGCUGCACUGCCUAUGCGGAGCGUUUCCGUUAUGCCAGUGUCCCUGGUGUGCUCAUCCAGCGCUGCUGCUGCUGCAGCUGAUUCAAGUUGAAAUAUGACUACUGUAGUCUGGUCUGAUCCUGAGGUGAUGCAUGUGUCCACCAUCCUCCGCGCACACCCCACUGCUGUGUUUGUUCUAGCAUCUCGUCGUGCCGGGUUGUUUGCCGUUUUACGCGGUGGUGGUGGUGCUGCUGCUGCUGCCUGCGCGCAGAGAGAGCGAGUGUGUGUGUGUGUGUGUGUGUGUGUGCGUGAGAGAGAGAGAGAGAGAGAGAGAGAGAGAGAAGAGAGAAGAGAGAGAGAGAGAGCGGGAGCUACAGCACCUGCAGCACCACGAUAUCCGUACUGUGCCCCCGCUUCAUUCUGCAUCACGAUCAAAACGCAGCAGCCAACCUCUUACACCGUGCAUAUUGUCUGCCAAUUGUAUUUCUCUAUAUCUGCCGAGACGAACAAAUGAACCUCUGUCUUAGAAGCACCGCAGUUUUUACUUUACCUUUGAUGAUUUGCCUCUGCUGUACUACUGUAGCUCCCUCCGCCUAUUUUAUUACUGCCUGGUGUUGCCCGUUGUACCGAUUUACGCUCGUCUACCUAUCAUCGUAUGCGUGGCAUUGCCAUUGGCGGGAGUGCUGUUCACUUGUUGGCGAAAGCACCAGCACGCUUCGUAACGUUAUUGCUUGGAACUGUUAUCCCUGGGAGGAGAAGAUCCUAGCUGACAGAAGCUACGCAGGCUGUAUUUCCACGAAAUCAUUUCUUUUCUUCUUCUUUUCUGUUGCAUUUGACGAUAAUUUACCAGCGCAUUUUGCCAAAGACCUCUUUGUAAUUAUUUCUGUGGUUUAGGAGUCUUGUGUCAAAAGUGCCACUUUUUAUAUAGUAUUACAUUUUCUCCGCUGCUCCUCAUACAUCUUCGAAUCACACCUGUAUAGUUGCUAUGGCCAUGUCAUAAUAAUAAUUUUAACAAAUCCAGUAUUCAUGUGUUCUACCAUAAAAUAUGUUUUCCAAAAUUC
Messenger RNA from Sycon ciliatum, 3093 nucleotides. Its product is annotated as protein enabled homolog. The coding region runs from base 34 to 1938 and encodes 634 amino acids. Lineage: Eukaryota; Metazoa; Porifera; Calcarea; Leucosolenida; Sycettidae. The record is from RefSeq and is a predicted model, not a curated record. Gene Ontology annotation, cellular component: ESCRT I complex. Gene Ontology annotation, biological process: ubiquitin-dependent protein catabolic process via the multivesicular body sorting pathway. Gene Ontology annotation, molecular function: ubiquitin binding. The transcript is spliced from 10 exons.